Clonostachys rhizophaga is the source of this 909-nucleotide messenger RNA. NCBI's taxonomy places the organism in Eukaryota, Fungi, Ascomycota, Sordariomycetes, Hypocreales, Bionectriaceae. The record is from the annotation of a GenBank genome assembly.
AUGUUCACCUCCUACUACUUCGUGAACUUCUUCCUGUGGUACGCCCUCAUCACCACAUCCUUCUACUUGCUCUCCUAUGUGGUCCCGAAGGCGUCCUUCGCCGCCCGAGUCCUGGCCUCGUACAUGGCCCUCAUGCUCUGCGCCGCCUGGGGCAUCGUCUCCUCCGCCGCCCUCACCCUCGCCGGCAAGCAGGGAAUAGCCCAAUGGGUCACCGCGCGGGCCUUCCACUACACCAUGCUCCUCGUCACCGGCAUCACCUUCGACAUCGAGGACCCCAAAGACGUCCUCAACACCACCCGCCCCGCCGUCUUCAUCGGCAACCACCAGACCGAGCUCGACGUCCUCAUGCUCGCCUCCAUGUGGCCCAAGUGGUGCAGCGUCACGGCCAAGUCGAGCCUCAAGAGGACCCCCGUCCUGGGCUGGUUCAUGAGCCUCAGCGGCACCAUCUUCAUCGACCGCAAGAACUCAAAGGACGCCCGCGACGCCAUGCAGGGCGCCGCCAACGAGAUCACCUCGAGGCGGCAGAGCGUCUACAUGUUCCCCGAGGGCACGCGCAGCUACACAAAGGAGCCCGCGCUGCUCCCCUUCAAGAAGGGCGCCUUCCACCUCGCCGUCCAGGCCGGUGUCCCCAUCGUCCCGGUCGUCGUGGCCAACUACAGCCACGUUCUCUACAUUAAGAGCUUCGUCUUCAACGCUGGCAGAAUCCCCAUCAAAGUUCUGGACCCUAUCCCCACCAAGGGCCUGAAGGCCAGUGACGUCGAAGAACUCACCCGAACCACGAGGGAGCUCAUGCUCAAGGAACUGAUCGAGCUCACCGCCAAGGCCCAGCGCCGUCCGGUCGUCAUGCUUGCCGAUACCGGAGCUUCCUCCAACGCUACGUCCACCGGCAUCGACACCGGCUCCAAGUAG